Molecule: messenger RNA, 2384 nt
Organism: Xiphias gladius (swordfish)
Lineage: Eukaryota; Metazoa; Chordata; Actinopteri; Istiophoriformes; Xiphiidae
Product: intermediate filament protein ON3-like
Exons: 9
Coding region: 170-1243 (357 amino acids)
Cellular component (GO): keratin filament
Source: RefSeq, a predicted model, not a curated record
CUCUACAAUAUUGCACCUGUCCUCUUUUGAUUGGACGCAUGCAGCGUCGCGGCGAGGGGAUGGGUGGUCCUUGUCCACCUUAAAAGCAGGUGAUCCGCAGGGCUGUGGGUGCCUUCGCCGCUCACCUGGGUCGGCUUCCAGACUUGUCGGUGCUGCUACAAGCUUCAGUAUGUCUAAACCGAGAGAUUACAGCAGCCAGUCCUACUCCCCCGGCAGCGCAGGACCGGCCAAAAGCUACGCGACCAACGGCAAGAUCGACCCGGCGGGCAAGUCCAGGGAGAAGGACGACAUGGUUGGACUCAACGACAAGUUCGUCAAGUUGAUCGACAAGGUGAAAAACCUGGAGGAUGAGAACAAAAAGCUCGACACGAAGCUGAGGAUCCUCAAGGACCAGGAGGACUACGAGGGGAAGAUCGACGACAUCGUGAAGCAGCUGGAGAACGAGCUGGAGCAGCAGAUUGAAAACUUGCUCCGCGACCAGGAAAAGCUGCAGGCUGAGCUGCAUAAGAACCAGGAUGAGGUGGAGGACACCAAGCAGAGGUAUGAGGACGAGUUGCAAAAGAAAGCCGAUCUGGAAAAUGAUUUUAUCGUCACCAAAAAGGAUGUAGAUGAAGGUCACUUAGAGGCAGUAAAUCUGGCUCUGGAGCUUGAGGACCUGAUGGGAAAGCUGGACUUCCUCAGGGUUGGCUAUGAUGAGGAGCUGAAGGAGCUGCAGUCGCACAUCCAGAACAAGACGGUGAUCUUACCUGACAACAGCAAACGGUCUCUGGACAUGGACGACAUCAUCGAGAAUGUCAAGAACCAGUAUGCCAACAUGGCUGCCCGCACCAGGGAGGAAGCUGAGCAGUGGAACCAGAGAAAGAUGGAUGCCUUGGUCUUAAAUGCAGGACAACGUGAGCAGGAAGUGCGUGACUUAAAGAGGGAGAUCUCAGACAUGGUGCGCCUCAUCCAGAGGCUCAACGGGGACCUGGAUGCUCUCCUAAGGAAGGAAGAGUCUCUGAGGAAGGACAUCAGCAACGUUAGGACAGAAGGCGACAACAACCUGGAGAAGGCCCGGGAGGACAUCGUCCAGCUGGAGGAGGCCUUGAGGCGGGCAAAGCAGGACCUGGCCGGGCAGAUCCGCGAACACCAGGAGCUGAUGAACCUGAAGCUGGCCCUGGACAUCGAGAUCGCCACCUACCGCAAGCUGCUGGAGGGCGAGGAAGAGAGAAUGAACGACCUCAUGCACCACGUAGAUUUCUAAAAACCAACCCACCAAUCCAAGUCCUUACCUGCACGCAGACGUUCGCCUGCCCCCAGCGCAACUCCUGCCAGAGGAGCCACGAGCCCCAGAGCCCAUCUUUUUCCCGGCAACAUCCUUUAUCCCGCCAGUGUGCCCCACCUCCAAGAAACGCCUGCUGAUCCGGGUGGAAGUGGAGGCAGGAAGAGUCGUGUCCGAAAGCUCCCAUUACACUGAGGACUGACCGGGACUGUCCAUCACUCCUCCGACUGCAGCAUUACAGUAUAGCCCCAAAAUGUGAAUUUAAAAACUCCAACUAAGUUAAAUUAAGUAAAAAAAAAAAUCAACUCAUGAAGAAUCAUCAUGAAACUUACUUUUAAUGCAAUAAUUAACCUCUUUUGUUUGUGUGCUUUCUGGUAGGGGGAACAGUCUAACAAUAGCUUCUUGGCAGGUUGAACGUUUUUCCUAGAAUUUGUGGUUGAAGUUUCAGGCUUUUUAUUUACGCCUAGCAGAGUUUUUCAAAAAGGUUUUCUUAACUUGUGGUGUUCCUUCUGUGUAUUUUUUCAGCUUUCCUGCAGCUGUUUCUCUCAAAACUUCUGCGAGCCAAACGGGAAUAUGAUUUUGUCUUUUGUGAAGCAGAAAACCCCCUGGCUAACGGUGUAAAGGUUUCUGAAUGUGGCGACCAAUAAAAUAAGGACCUUGUGGGAUCAAGCCGGUGGUUAAAGAAAGUGUUUCUUUGCUGUUGGUCCACAUCGCGUCAAUAUCAGGAAGGAAGUACACAAAUUCACUUCUAUGAAUCACAAAAAUGCACAUUAAGGGGAAGUAGUGCAAUGCAUGCUUGACAUGGUUUUUCAUAUUGUGAUAACAAAAAACCCCAUAACUGUCUGCGGUUCAGUGGUGCGAUAGUGUUUUUCCUGCAUCUUAACCAAAGUACCCAAACCCCGAGAUUGUUCUCUUUCUCUUGCACGUGUCUGCACCUUGAUUCGUACCUCAAAUAUGUCAAAGUAAUCAUUAGGAAAAGCAGAAGACGUUACAAGGUUCACUGUUGGGGUGACAGGUAUUCGCCUCCCUCUCCCUGUCAUGUACAUGGUAUCCUGAUGUGGAAAACAUACUGGAGCGUGAUACCCCAUAUCAUCUAAUUCCUCGCAACAGUUUGCCCUUUAAU